Calidris pugnax (ruff) is the source of this 7532-nucleotide messenger RNA. RefSeq names its product POU class 2 homeobox 1 (gene POU2F1). NCBI's taxonomy places the organism in Eukaryota, Metazoa, Chordata, Aves, Charadriiformes, Scolopacidae. The record is from RefSeq and is a predicted model, not a curated record. Gene Ontology annotation, molecular function: RNA polymerase II cis-regulatory region sequence-specific DNA binding; DNA-binding transcription factor activity, RNA polymerase II-specific. The coding region runs from base 7 to 2133 and encodes 708 amino acids. The transcript is spliced from 16 exons. Gene Ontology annotation, cellular component: nucleus. Gene Ontology annotation, biological process: regulation of transcription by RNA polymerase II.
UCAAGAAUGAACAAUCCGUCAGAAACCAGUAAACCAUCAAUGGAUAGCGGAGAUGGGAACACAGGCACACAAACAAAUGGCCUGGACUUUCAAAAGCAGCCUGUGCCUGUCGGAGGAGCGAUCUCUACAGCCCAGGCCCAGGCCUUCCUUGGGCACCUUCAUCAGGUCCAGCUCGCUGGAACAAGUUUACAGGCUGCUGCUCAGUCCUUAAAUGUACAGUCUAAAUCUAAUGAAGAAUCUGGGGACUCUCAGCAGCCAAGCCAGCCUUCCCAGCAGCCUUCAGUGCAGGCGGCCAUACCCCAGACCCAGCUCAUGCUGGCCGGAGGACAGAUCACUGGGGUAAGAUUUACCCAAGUACCCUGCAGUAAGCCUCCUGUCCGGCAGAUGAUGGCAGCAUCUACGGCAGUCCCCACAGAACUGUCAGUGAAGCUCACGUUGACGCCAGCCCAGCAACAGUUAUUGCUACAACAGGCGCAGGCACAGUUGCUGGCAGCUGCAGUGCAGCAUUCAGCCAGUCAGCAGCACAGCGCUGCUGGUGCCACCAUCUCGGCCUCUGCUGCAACGCCGAUGACGCAGAUCCCUCUAUCUCAGCCAAUACAGAUUGCACAGGAUUUGCAGCACUUGCAGCAGCUUCAGCAGCAGAAUCUCAACCUGCAACAGUUUGUGUUGGUGCAUCCAACAACCAACUUGCAGCCAGCACAGUUCAUCAUCUCACAAACACCGCAGGGGCAGCAGGGUCUCCUGCAAGCGCAGAAUCUCUUAACGCAACUACCUCAGCAAAGCCAAGCCAACCUCCUGCAGUCUCAGCCAAGCAUCACCCUUGCCUCGCAGCCAGCAACCCCAACACGCACAAUAGCAGCGACCCCCAUUCAGCCACUUCCACAGAGCCAGUCAACACCAAAGCGAAUCGACACUCCCAGCUUGGAGGAGCCCAGUGACCUUGAGGAGCUUGAGCAGUUUGCCAAGACUUUCAAACAAAGACGGAUCAAACUUGGAUUCACUCAGGGUGAUGUUGGGCUCGCUAUGGGCAAACUCUAUGGAAAUGACUUCAGCCAAACUACCAUCUCUCGCUUUGAAGCCUUGAACCUCAGCUUUAAGAACAUGUGCAAGUUAAAGCCACUUCUGGAAAAGUGGCUCAAUGAUGCAGAAAACCUCUCAUCUGAUUCAACUCUCUCCAGCCCAAGUGCCCUGAAUUCUCAAGGGCAAGGGAUUGAAGGCUUGAACCGUAGGAGGAAGAAACGCACCAGCAUAGAGACCAACAUACGUGUGGCCUUAGAGAAGAGUUUCCUGGAGAACCAAAAGCCUACCUCGGAUGAGAUCACCAUGAUAGCUGACCAGCUAAACAUGGAGAAGGAGGUGAUCCGCGUUUGGUUCUGUAACCGGCGCCAGAAGGAGAAAAGGAUCAACCCACCCAGCAGUGGUGGAACCAGCAGCUCGCCCAUCAAAGCAAUUUUCCCUUGCCCAACCUCACUGGUGGCAACCACGCCAAGCCUUGUGACUAGCAGUGCAGCUACAACCCUGACUGUCAAUCCUGUGCUCCCUCUGACCAGUCCUGCUGUAACUAGUCUGUCAGUCACAGGCACAACAGAAACCACCUCCAACAACACGGCAACAGUGAUUUCAACAGCACCUCCAGCUUCUUCAGCAGUGACAUCACCCUCCCUGAGUCCUUCCCCUUCUGCCUCAGCCUCCAAUUCAGAGGCAUCCAGUGCCAGUGAGACCAGCACAACACAGACAACCUCCGCUCCCUUGUCCUCCCCUCUUGGGACCAGCCAGGUGAUGGUAACGGCAUCAGGGUUGCAAACAGCGGCAGCAGCUGCGUUACAAGGAGCUGCACAGUUGCCUGCGAAUGCGAGUCUUGCUGCCAUGGCUGCUGCAGCAGGACUAAACCCAGGCUUGAUGGCAUCCUCGCAGUUUGCAGCUGGAGGUGCCUUACUCAGCCUCAAUCCAGGGACAUUAGGUGGUGCUCUCAGCCCGGCCCUGAUGAGCAACAGUACACUGGCAACUAUUCAAGGAUCGCUUCAUGGAUCGGAGAACUUUCUAACCAAAAAUGUAAAAAAAACAAAAAACAAAAAAACAAAAAACCACAAAAAAAGUGAAAGGACUACUUAUCAUUUCCAGCAGUCACAAUGACAAGUUAAGGGGGAUCCUGGAGCUUCUCAUCCAAGAUCCAGAAGGCAGCAACUUUAAACUCUACAUAUGCUUUGGUUUGUGACCUGAGCAUGUGGCAUUUGCGUUUGCACUCAAGUGGCAGAACCCCUUAUCUCUCCCCCCACCGCCAUGUUUUUGCUCUGUUCAUCUUUAACUCUCCACCUUCCUGUUUUACUGAGUAUUUAAACCAAUUAUCCCUAAAAUGUCAAAACUAGUGAACUGCAAGCAGGGAAACUAACAAAUGUCCGUCCACCGUUUCUAAUGUGUUUUGAUUUUUUUAUGUUUUAUUUUUUUAAAACUAAGCUUGAACCAAAGUCAAUUUCUAGCAAGCUGCUGUACUAAUGGACUAGUUUGUAUAAGUGCAGUUCAGAUGCAGAGAGGCGAUAGAUGCUACUGACAAUUUCUUUUUCAUUUGUCUUUUGUUUUUAUUAAUUUUAUAUAAAAGUUGCUGCUUGUUUUUAAUCUUUUUUUUUUUUUUUUGGUUGGUAAUUUGUGUUAUCCUUGGGGCAGACUCUUAACUUGAUUUUAAUUUGUUUUCUUUUGUUUGAUGUGUAAAUAGAAUGGCAAUGUCAGAGGAUUGUUAAUCCAACAGGUCCCACCCUCAUCCCACCAGUAUGGAUAAAUUUAAGUAUUUUUGAUGUGUCUUUAUGACUCCAGGCUGUGCAGGAGACUUUUAGGGCUAUGAAUAAUACUGCAGAAAUAGAAAUGGCCCACAGUAAUAGCUUCAGAGCAGUAAAAGAUAUAGCUGGGUGAGCUUCAGGGAGGUAGGGAAGAAAAGGAGGAGAAGAUGCUGGUACCCGCUAUGUUGGGCUGGAGGCCAUAGCACAGACUACAGUUUCUACCAAAGGAAUGCAAGUCCCUGGGACUUGUGUUCAGUGAAGUAAGAGGACGGGAAAAAGUGCAGCUAUAACCUUCAUUCCUGACUCUGAAAGUUCCCGCUUACUUUCACGCCUGUGCAAAAAUACGAUUUAUCAGGAAGCUUUUUUUGUUAAAGGGGGGAUACUACCGGUCUUUUCUCUGGUGUAUCCUCUACUCCCUAAGGGUUUUGUGGCAGGGUAGGGGGACGUGAUCCUUGCAUAUAUCUAGGAAACACAAAGAAAGGUGGGCCUUAAAUCAGCGGAAAAUCCUCUCUCCACAGUUUAAAGAGACUGUGCCAUUAGCUGUCUGAAUGAGUUUUCAUGUCCCAUUCUUGCUGGUUUGUGGUUGGGAGAGGGUCUUGUUGAGUACAUAUCUGGAACACUAAUGCAGCUUGGAUGGUUUAUUUAUUAUAAAAAUCUGCUUUUUUUCCUGACUACCUUUGCAUUGGUCACAUGGCUUUGGUGUGAGCACCUUAUACCCCCUUACCCUCCUCCUCUCUACCCCUUCACCCUCUCUGGGGCCCAGAUUCCAGGGAAUUUCUUAGCAAGUCUUUUUCUGAGAGAAACUGGAAACUCGGAGUAGCCACAUAUCCAGAAAGGGCUUGGUUUUUCUUGCAGAAGCUGACAUAAUACCCAAACAGCACAUAUCCCAUGGUGUCCAUCACCAGCGUGAUCUGGUUCGUUGUCCUAAAAUAUCCCAAUGACUGACUGUUACUCUUAGAGCCUGCUUUUCAUCCCUAGAAGUAUUUUGUCUCGUGGAUACUGACUACCUCCAGUGUUUAGGUGAAAGACAGAAAUGAGACUGGCAGCAGGUGUAUAUCUGCCUAGUUAGAGUGGUUAGGCUCGUUCAGAGCAUGAAAGGAAUAUGAGAUCAUGUACUGCAAUUUAGCAGAAGUUUGGUUUUUUAAAUCAUAAUCAUGCUGACAGCAGAAAUUGAUGCAUCUGAAAAGAGACAGUAACGUUUGUAUACAGACCUAGUAAAUAAGAGUUCCUGAGUGUUGAAAAUGGAGAAUUACUGUUGUAGUAGACACUGGGACAUACAUUGUCACAAACUUGCUGACAGAUCCAGGACAUACAUUUAGCAAACAAAUUUGAUUUUUUCCUCCAAUGACACAUAGUUACAUCUCUGAUUCUAGUAUCUGUGGGUUCAUAUGUUGAACAGAGAUGAUUUUCUGUUACCUGCUCACAGCCUUAAUUCCUCACUGUUCUUUUCAGGGGAAGAUUUUCUGUGCAAGUGUUCAUUUCUAGACAGUCUUCUAGCUGGAUGCUGGUACGUUUUCUCCCAUAUUGAUUUGUCAGCCAGGACCAGAAGUAAUUCCAGAGUGUGUUAGGAAAGAAUAAUAACAGCUCUUUUUCAGGGCUCCACGUCUCUGUAUUUAAAUAUGUGUGGGUUGCUUUUCAUAGUUGCAAGCAUGCCAAAGGGCAUAAGCAGGAAAAGAGAAGGUGAAAAACUCUCUCAUCAUAGCCAGGGACAGUUAGCUUAAAAAGCAAGAGAUUUACAGAGGCACAAAUACAGAUAUGCCCUGAAGGUCUAGAAGAACAAUUUAGAAAAUGGCUUCAGGAUGAGCUGUUGUAGGCUAGUGAUGAAUUUUUUUUCUGAUGUUAGGAAAAUAUAUUCCAGUUUUGCUUUGGCACUCUUGAUCUCCUCAGAACAUGCUCUCUGUACUCACUGUAGCAUGAUUCAUGAACAGCUCAUAGAAAGUACACACAGAUAUGGCUGCUUACAGGAGUCACAUCUGUCUAUUUAAAUCUCCUUAAGAGGAUUUAUUUUGUUUCUGAGUUACUGUGCGGUAUAUGUUAGUCUAAGUACAUUUAAUCAUGUUGCUCUGAGAUGGUGUGUAUGUGCAUGCACUCAAAAAAUUUUGAGGGAGAUACCAUGCAUGUUACGUGCACAAGCACCUGAUUUUUAAGAGGUGGGUUUUUUUCCAGCCCAUAGGCUAGUGUUACAUCAGUUUUUUGUUUUCCUUUGGGUAACUUUUGAUGACACAUUAUUUUUCCUACUACUUAAGAUCCUACUUCUUAAGAUCCUCUGCUUCAAUAAAUAGUUGUCAAAGUGCAAGUUAAAUUGAGUUGAAAAAGUCACUUAACCAUGAAUGGGAACUCUACGCUCAGCUGACCCAGCAAGGAGAACAUGCUUGAAAGUUAGAUGGAUCUUCAUGUAGGAAUGUGUUGCUGUUGUUGCUCAGAAACUUUGAGUGUUAGUGAGGUUAUAUUGAAGGAGAAAACUAAAAUGCCAGAACAUUAAGAGGAAGACACACAUUCUGAUGACUUGAAUUAUAGACCUUUUAGGAUGUCAGAAGCUUCAAGUUUGAAUUUUAUCUUUAAAUGAACAGAGUGACAAAGAGAUUUUCAGUGAAAACAGUAUAGCUCCUGAUGUAUUUGGAGUUACAACUUACGAUUUGUUGCACCUUUUAGGUUAAUCAUAGGGAUGCCAACGGUGAGCGAAGAAGCUAUCUGCUGAUCUUAACACACAAGAACAAAUGUUCUCUCAUGGUGUGAUAGCUUUUCAUUUGAGCAAGAGCUCUGUCUCUAUUUUACCCCUUUUCUUAUUUAAAUUUUACAUAUUUUACAGGGAGCAUUAAAUGCAGACAAAAAAAUUAUACUUCUGGUCUUUUGGUAUCUUGCCAUAAUAUUUUAGGGUAAUUAAUUCCUUAAAAAAACCCAAAACAACAUCAUAAAAAUAACCAGUUUUGCUCAGGGGGCAGCAAGAGAAUGGCUGUUUUCAAACCACAGUAGAGAAAAUUCUCCAUGUUCAUCCAUGGCAAUGAUGGUGUGAGAAAAUUUCUUUUUAUUUACUUCUCUUUGAACUGUAACCUAAUGUUUUGGUUCCUUCUAAAGUUGAAACGUCAUCUCUAUAAGCUUUGCAGUACACUUUGGCUCAGCACAUGGUUCUGUGGUUGAGUUACUGAAGGAGAUAGUAGUGUUAAUUCCUUAGCUCUGUGCGUGGUCCUGCAGAGCAACAUUCUUUAAAAGAGAACUUCCCUCUUUCUUUCUUUCUUUCUUAUAGAUGGAGCAGAACACCCAUUAUAGCUGGAACCAUAACACGGAUAAUAAACUAAAGAACAUCUGAUUUACCUUACAUAUCAAUUCAUUUUUUUCUUGGAUAAAAAUUUACCAAAUCGUCUUAGAGAGAUGCGUAGCUUCUCAAGGUCAUUAGAAUGUUUAGAGACAAACAAAAUGGCACGUCUGGUCCAAACCUUCAAUGAUAGUUGUUUUUUACCAGGAGUUUAAAAGGUAGAUCAAUUUAUUGCCAUGCUAACUUUUUUCAGAGUCGCUAUUCCUGUUCUGCCUGAACCAGUUAAAUAAUGUUUAUCCACAGGGCAUGGGUACACCUGUUGGAUGUACACCUGAGUGUUGCCUAGGGUAGAUAGAGUGUUACCAAAGGACUAAGCUAACCUGCUGCUCCCCACUGGGUUUAUGAUUGUCAGUCCUCACAUAGCCAACUAAAUUCCUUUAUAUUUUUGCAACUAAUAAUCUUUUUACUUCUCCCUCUCUUUCCAAAAUACUAUAGCAAUACGGAAUUCAAGAUACACACCUUGCAGAAGUUCUACUCUUAGAGGUUUAACUCUUUGCAGUUGUUAAAUCUCACUCCCGUUGCCGUUUUUGAGUCUUUCUCUUCUUUCCAGUGGGGAGACCCCUAAAAUACUGUAAAGAUUUUUGACAGAGGAGGCUUUUCCAUUAAGUUAUUGGCUCAAUUUCUUAAGGUUUGCCAUUUCUUAAAAUGUUCAUAUCUUUCGCUCCGUCUUCUGAACGGACCUGGCUCCCUGUGUGUCAGUGCUUUUGGGGAGAUGGAAAGAGGCGAUGCCUGUACUUGCAUAUCUUCGCAAACACACAGAGUAACUCCUGAAAAUGUACUUGAUUUUUUUUUUUUGGCUUCUCUAUAUUCAUUGGAUCUGUGUGCCACUUCUCCCAUGACGGUUUUAGUGGAUACCUGCUCUGAGGUUUUACCCCCGUGGGAUGCUGUUAGAAGGGUGUUAGGAAGAUUGCACUGGAAUUUACAAGUGGUUUAACUGUGGGAGAAGGGAAGAGACACCUUUUAGUUGAGUAGACAGAUAAGGUCAGGAUGUAGAACAUGAUCAGGUACCUCUUUUUUGACCGAAUUCCUAAAACUGAAGCAACUACUGGGCUUUGUCUUGGGGCUGCUUUUAGUUCUGUCUGCGAUACCCUGCUAAGAACCAUCCGUAACUGGAAUAAUCUGGGCCCCUUCCCUCCCUCCCUCCUUCCCUCUCCCUCCUUGUUCCUUCCCCCAUCUUCCCGCAGCAAAAGGUAGCACCAUACAGCUCUGAGAACAAUACUUGUGGGUAGCAGCUGGCUUCUGGCACCUUCAUAAAAUACCUCAGCAUAGCUUAGCAUUGUCGCAGAACUGGUUUUAAACUGAAAAAAUCAGAAGAGAAAAGCAAACUUUAUAAAUAGUGGAGAUAAUUCUAGCUGUAGAGUUUAGUUGAACUGAUGUUUAUUAUGACUGAUAAACAUGAUUAUGCUGUAUGUAUUUGAGAUCCUGUUUAUAGGUUACAACUUUAUAGG